AUGCCUCCUCUCACAAUCUCACUCAUGGUCCUCUUCAUGACCAUAAUCAUUUUCAUUGCAGACUCACAAUCCUUUAUCGGCGUCAACUACCAGGUCGCCAACAACCUCUCGCCGCCCUCCAACACCGCAAAGCUCCUCCAGUCCACCUCCAUCAAGCGCGUCCAUCUCUACAGCGUCGACCCGGCCAUCAUCAAGGCCCUCGCUGGCUCCUGCAUCACCAUCGUCAUCGACGCCGCCAACGGUGACAUCCCGGCCCUCACCUCCGAUCCCAACGCAACGGGGCAGUGGGUGAACUCCAACGUCCUCCCCUUCUACCCCGCCAGUAAAAUCGACCUCAUCAAUGUCGGCAAUGAGGUCCUCCUAUCCAACGACCAGGGCCUCAUCUCCCAGCUCCUCCUUGCCAUGCGAAAUGUCCAAUCUGCCCUCACCGCUGCGUCUCUCGAUGGCAAGGUCCGGGUCUCCACGGUGCACUCCAUGGCCGUUUUGGUCCAGUCCGACCCGCCUUCUGUGGGUCUGUUCAACCUGGGAUUCCAGGACAUCCUCAAAGGACUUCUCUCCUUCUAAAGGGACAAUGGAUCGUCGUUUACGGUUAACCCGUACCCGUUUUUCGCGUACCAGAGCGACCCGAGGCCCGAAACACUGGCGUUUUGCUUGUUCCAGCCUAACGCGGGAAGAGUCAACUCGGGGAAUGGGAUCAAGUACAUGAACUUGUUCGAUGCUUAGGUUGAUGUCGUGCGGUCAGCCUUGAAUGCAGUUGGAUUCAAAGACAUUGACAUUUUGAUUGCUGAGACUGGAUGGCCAUACCAUGGAGAUGACAACGAAAUUGGACCUAGUGUGGAGAAUGCAAGGGCAUAUAAUGGAAAUUUGAUUGCACAUCUUAGAUCCAUGGUUGGGACUCCGUUAAUGCCUGGACAAUCUGUGGAGACGUAUAUCUUCGCGCUCUAUGAUGAGGAUUUGAAACCUGGUCCAGCCUCUGAGCGAUACUUCGGUCUGUUCAAGCCUGAUCUAACUGCGACAUAUGACGUUGGUCUCACAAAGAGUAGCCAGAUGACGCAGUCUCCAUCACCCAAGCCUACUUCAGCACAGUGGUGUGUGCCCAAAUCCGACGUUUUUAUUGCUCAAUUGCAGGCAAAUCUUGACUAUGCUUGCGGCCAUGGUAUUGAUUGCAGCGCAAUCCAACCAGGAGGCGCCUGUUUUGAUCCAAACACUGUUGCAUCGCACGCUGCCUAUGCCAUGAAUCUAUAUUAUCAUAUUGUUGUCACAGUUCCUUUGAAUUGUAAUUUCUCACAAACAGCAACGCUCACAUCCUCAAAUCCCAGUUAUAAUGGUUGCAGUUACCCUGGUGGAAGUACAGGACUACCUGUGGAAGCAGGGAAGGUUAAUAUUAUAUCAAAUAACGGAUUCGUUAGGGUUAGAAAUCAAUUGGAUAUAAGGAAUAAGGUAUUGGUGUACUUUUUUGUUGUUUUUAAUUUAUACAUGUAGGCCUUUAAUUGUAAAGGUUCCUAGUUUUGUUUGGGAUAUUGUUAGAACGAAAUUUCUUACACGAAGAAAUAUCUCCACAAAUUUGUUGUCUGUAAUCCGCACAUUUGGUGAAUCCCUAAUCGAGAAGCGUCCCAAAGCUUCUUCAUUUAAAAGAGAGGGGAGGGGGUUGUUG
Malus domestica (apple) is the source of this 1654-nucleotide messenger RNA. Its product is annotated as glucan endo-1,3-beta-glucosidase 7. The record is from RefSeq and is a predicted model, not a curated record. Gene Ontology annotation, molecular function: hydrolase activity, hydrolyzing O-glycosyl compounds. Gene Ontology annotation, biological process: carbohydrate metabolic process. Lineage: Eukaryota; Viridiplantae; Streptophyta; Magnoliopsida; Rosales; Rosaceae. Gene Ontology annotation, cellular component: plasma membrane.